Messenger RNA from Drosophila yakuba, 3521 nucleotides. It is a transcript of the gene Prp39, whose product is annotated as pre-mRNA-processing factor 39. The record is from RefSeq and is a predicted model, not a curated record. The coding region runs from base 36 to 3332 and encodes 1098 amino acids. NCBI's taxonomy places the organism in Eukaryota, Metazoa, Arthropoda, Insecta, Diptera, Drosophilidae. Gene Ontology annotation, molecular function: protein binding. Gene Ontology annotation, cellular component: U2-type prespliceosome; U1 snRNP; commitment complex. The transcript is spliced from 8 exons. Gene Ontology annotation, biological process: RNA processing; mRNA 5'-splice site recognition.
GCGUGUAAAAAAUAAUCAAAAUAUAGCUAUCUAUCAUGGGCAAACAAAGUACUAUCGAUAUUGGCGGGAUAUGUAUAUCGAUACCACUUUGUAAUAUUAAUAUGGCGUCAGAAGGCGAAAACGUUGUGAUGGAAAGUCCAGGUCGCCGCACACGUUCUGGUCGGAAGGCCGCAUCCCCGGCUGCAUCGCUACCAACGAGGAGCACCCGGCGCACAUCCAAGCGGAACGUACAGCUAAGUGACCACGAAGAGGAGGCCGAAGAGCAAGUGGUCAUGGUUCAGGACGAGGAGGAGCCUUUUGCAGGCACGACCACCGAUGAGGCACCCGCUUUGGAGCCCCAGUUCGAGGAGACACAGCACCAGAUAGAGGAUGACGUGGAAAUGUUAAUGCCAGCCGAAGCUGCAGGCGUUGAUGAAAAGAGCUCUUCCUUUCCGUUUGGAACGGUGGCGGAGCAGCAUUCAGAGACUAGUGAUGAUAUUAAGGAGACUCGCGGACAGGCUGGCGUGGACACCCUACUGGCUUCGAUGGCCGGCGAUAAUGCCAACAGCCUGCCCUCCGUAGGUGGGAAUGAUGAGAGUGACAAUGCCAAGAAGGCGGACUUUGAGUACAAUGUGGAGGCCCUGCAGCCGCAGGCAGAGAAACUCAAUUCCUCUGAGGACUCCAGCUCACAGCAUGCCAUUGCCGAGGAUCUAGCCGAUGCAGACACCAGCAAUGCCACCAUUGUCAACACAGAGAUAGUAUCCGAAGAUGAACUCCCUUUGCCCAGCAAACCGGAAAUCAACGAUGCCGAGGAAGUUUCCGACGAAGAGCUUCCAGCACCGCAGCGGGCUGAGUUGCCAGCGGAUGCAGAAGUAAUCUCUGAGGACGAGCUUCCCACCCACAAUAAUAAUAACACCGCCAGUGAGCCCAAGGCUCCUGUGAAGCGUAAGGCAGAAGACGAUAGCGUUAAAGGCACUGAAGAUAAGGAAGCAAGCAGUCAUGAAGCAAGUAAAGAUAAGUCCGCAGAGCAAUAUAAUCCGGGCAGUCCCACAUCUGAGAGUAACGAUGCACAGCCCUCAGAGAAAAAAAUCAAAGUUGAAGAAUCGGAACCCAAGGAGAAAAAGAAGGAAAAGGAGCGCGAUAAAGACAAAGAUAAGGAGAAGGACAAGGAUAAGGACAAAGAGAAAGAUAAGGAUAAGGAAAAGGAGCGAAAGAAGCUGCCAGACCUAGAUAAGUACUGGAGAGCAGUCAAAGAUGACUCCACCGACUUCACCGGCUGGACGUACUUGCUGCAAUAUGUGGACAGUGAGUCCGAUGCGGAGGCGGCUCGCGAGGCCUACGACACAUUCCUGUCCCACUAUCCCUACUGCUACGGAUAUUGGCGCAAGUACGCCGACUACGAGAAGCGCAAGGGCAUCAAGGCGAACUGCUACAAGGUGUUUGAGCGCGGACUGGAGGCGAUUCCGUUGUCAGUGGAUCUGUGGAUCCACUACCUGAUGCAUGUUAAGUCCCAUCAUGGAGAGGAUGAACAAUUCAUUCGCUCCCAGUACGAAAGGGCAGUGAAGGCCUGCGGCCUGGAGUUUCGCUCGGACAAACUCUGGGACGCCUACAUUCGCUGGGAGAAUGAGUCAAAGCGUUACCAGCGAGUGGUCCAGAUCUACGAUAGACUUCUGGCCAUACCCACACAGGGCUACAAUGGCCAUUUCGACAAUUUCCAAGAUGUGAUCAAUCAACAUGCUGUAACUAGCACACUAGCAAACGAGGAGCUGGUCCGUCUGCGUAAAGACUUCCACGAGCGUCAGCAGAGCAAGUCCUCCAAGUCCUCGUCCAAGCAUCGACGGGACAGUAGCAGCAGCUCCAAGGACAAAGACUCAAAAGAGCGAGGAGAACGGGAGAAGGACAAGGAUAAGGACAAAGACAAGGAGAAGGACAAGGACAAGGAAAAGGAGAAACGCGAAUCUGGCGGGGGCGGUGCUGGUAAGUCGCCAAAAGAUACUAGUGAAACUCAAGUCGAUGAAUCAGAUAGUACUACCGAUCUGACCACUGAAAGCGAGUCAUCGCCUGCAGCUUCAAAGCCGGCGCUGCAGAUCGAUUUCAGUGAUCUUAGCACACUAAACGACGAGGAGGUGGCCAGCAUUAAGGACAGGGCGAUCUCGGCGCGGCGCAAAGUCCACAAGCUGACCGUGAGCGCAGUGACAGCCCGCUGGUCCUUCGAGGAGGGCAUCAAGCGACCUUACUUCCAUGUGAAGCCCCUGGAGAGGGCUCAGCUUAAGAAUUGGAAGGACUACCUGGACUUCGAGAUCGAAAAGGGCGAUCGCGAGCGAGUCCUGGUUUUGUUCGAAAGGUGCCUAAUCGCCUGUGCGUUGUAUGACGAGUUCUGGCUAAAGAUGCUUCGCUAUCUAGAGUCUUUGGAGGAUCAGAGCGGAGUUGUGGACCUAGUACGUGAUGUUUACCGUCGUGCUUGCCGCAUCCAUCAUCCAGACAAACCCAGUCUGCACCUGAUGUGGGCCGCCUUCGAGGAAUGCCAGAUGAAUUUUGACGGCGCCGCCGAUAUUUUGCAGCGCAUUGAGCAGCGAUGCCCGAAUCUUCUGCAGCUUUCCUACCGCCGCAUCAACGUGGAGAGGCGUCGAGGUGCACUGGACAAGUGCCGCGAGCUGUAUAAGCACUAUAUAGAGAGUACAAAGAACAAGGGCAUUGCUGGUAGUCUGGCCAUCAAGUAUGCCCGCUUCCUCAAUAAAAUCUGUCAUGAUCUCGAUGCGGGCUUGGCCGCCCUGCAACAGGCGCUGGAACUUGAUCCGGCCAACACUCGUGUGGCCCUGCAAAUGAUCGAUUUGUGCCUUCAGCGCUCAAAAGUCGAUGAGCAGGAGGUGGUCCAAAUUAUGGACAAGUUCAUGGCUCGCGCGGACAUCGAACCCGAUCAGAAGGUUUUGUUUGCCCAGCGAAAAGUGGAGUUCCUUGAGGAUUUCGGCAGCACGGCCAGGGGUCUACAAGAUGCACAGCGCGCUCUGCAGCAGGCACUCAGCAAAGCCAACGAAGCGCAAAAGAAGGGUGAUGGCAGUCCUAGUCGUAAAAACUCGUCAAGCAGCAAGGAAGGUCCUGUGCCAUCAGGAUCCUCGGCGACAGCUUACAACAAUGGUGGCUCGGCCGCCGCUGUCGCAGGCUACAACUAUGGAGCAGCGAAUCCAUACUACGGCCAGCAGAAUGCCGGUGCAGCCUAUCCCCAGCAGGCACCACAACAGGCGUCCUACGACUCUUACUACAAUCAGUGGGGCUAUGGUUCCGGUGGCGCCACCGCCAGCAGUGGUGGCGGCUACAACUACGGCCAGUGGAGCGGCUAUGGCAACUACUAUUGAGCUCGCUGACUAGAUCUAAGCCACUCCACCUGUAGCUCUUAAGACGCCACAGCUUGUUUAGUUUUGCCUUGCUGCUCUGUUAAGUUAUAGAUAUCUUAUUGUAAUUUUUUAUCAACUCCUAUUUGAGCCCACAAAAUAGCCCCACCAUUGCGUAAAAUAAAAUAUACCAGCUUAAUCGGUCCACCAUAA